Aureobasidium musti is the source of this 1739-nucleotide messenger RNA. The record is from the annotation of a GenBank genome assembly. Lineage: Eukaryota; Fungi; Ascomycota; Dothideomycetes; Dothideales; Saccotheciaceae.
ACUCCGAUAACUACCGUCCCCGCGAGAGUUCGGUUCUGCUGCUGAGCUUCCUCGAUCAAUUCACGCCUGCCUACUCUGCACCAAUGCUAUCGCUACCAACUCCUCGUCGUCAAUCCAUUCGUCAGUUACCGCUGAGGCUACGUACUGAUCCCACCCAGCGUGACAGAUCUCGCUCGCGCCGCCGCUCUCGCAGCCCUCGUCGCAGCCGUCGCUCUUACGAUUCCAGAUCCCGCUCACGCUCGCGUGAUAACUACAGAAGAGACGAACGCAGGUCCCGCUCGCCCGUCAACGGAUCCGCCGCAGCUCCCAAUUACGCAGCCAACAACAACGCUUAUCCUUCCGAUCGUGAAGGAGGUGCCUCAGCAGCAGCUCCUGCUAGAAACUUCGAAGAGCGCGUCGUCGCCAAAGAACAAAUGAUGCAGAACGUGCGCGAACACUCUCAACAAGACCGUCGUGUCUACGUCGGCAACCUCUCCUACGAUGUCAAGUGGCACCACCUGAAGGACUUUAUGCGCCAAGGUGAUCUUCGCCGAUGUCUUGCUUCUCCCAAAUGGAAUGUCGAAGGUGGGCUCAUGAUUUUUUGGCUGGUUUCCCUGGCUAUGGCUUUUUUUGAGGACAAUGGAUUGACGGAAGGACUUUGUCCCGGAAUUGUGGAAUAUGCAACCAGAGAUCAAGCUCAAAACGCGGUCAACACACUCUCAAACCAGAACCUCAUGGGUAGAUUGGUCUACGUUCGCGAGCCCCGUUUCAGCAGCGGUGGUCAAGGCGGCGGUAUGCGUGGUGGCUUCCAAGGAGGCAUGCGCGGCGGUUUUGGCGGCAGCGGCUAUGAUGCUAUGGGUGGUGGCCCCGGCAUGAUGGGUGGAAGCCGCCAGAUCUACGUCUCUAACCUUCCCUACACUGUUGGCUGGCAAGAUCUCAAGGAUCUCUUCCGUCAAGCUGGUGAGCUCGAACUCGUGCAUUUGGUGUAUGCACGAUGUACUGACUCUUGCUGUANNGCUCACACUGGCACUGUCGUUCGUGCUGACGUCCAUGUCACUCCCGAUGGCCGCAUGAAGGGUUCUGGUAUCGUCGCUUUCGACAACCCAGAUGACGCCCAGGUCGCCAUCCAGCAGUUCAACGGAUAUGACUGGAACGGCCGCAUCCUUGAAGUCAGAGAGGACCGUUUCGCUGGCCCGCCCGGUUUCGGUGGCGGCCGCGGUGGCUUUAUGGGCGGACGUGGAGGUUUCGGUGGACAGUUCGGUGGUCGUGGAGGUUUCAUGGGCCGUGGCGGCUUUGGUGGUCAAUUCGGCGGCGGCCGUGGAGGAUUCGGCGGCGGAUUCGGUGGUGCGCCCCCUGGCGGUUUCCACGGCGGUCCUCCUGCUGCUCCUGCUCCUCCUAACCCCUUCACCGACUUCGCAACCUCUGGUGGUGAGCCCGGCCCUGUCAUCUACGUCCGUAACUUGUUCGAAAGCACCGAUCCCGAGAAUANNCUCCCCUGGUCCACUAGCAACGAAGAUCUGGUCGAACUCUUCACUACCAUCGGCAAGGUCGAACGUGCUGAGAUUCAGUACGAGCCCAACGGUCGCUCGCGCGGCACUGGUGUCGUCGAGUUUGGCAGCGCAGAGGAUGCCGGUACUGCUAUCAGUAAGUUGUGCCUCACUGCUCGCAAAUACUCCAACCAGCAGCCUGCCGUCGACCCCAUGCAAGGCCAAGAACAGACCGGCGGCAUGCCCAUGGGUCUUACUCAGGAUCAGAUCAUG